Molecule: messenger RNA, 1365 nt
Organism: Arabis nemorensis
Lineage: Eukaryota; Viridiplantae; Streptophyta; Magnoliopsida; Brassicales; Brassicaceae
Source: the annotation of a GenBank genome assembly
AUGGGUUUCUGGGGAGUUGAAGUGAAACCUGGGAAACCUCAACCUUUCUGUCCGCAGAGUGAACAAGGGAAGCUUCACGUAACCCAGGCAACUCUAGGUGCUGGUUUGGGUAAAGAGAAGAGUGUGAUUCAAUGUUCGAUUGGAGACAAGGCCCCGAUUUACUUGUGUUCAUUGUUGCCAAACAAAAUCGAAUCUUGCCCUUUGAAUCUUGAGUUUGAUGAUGAGGAUGAGACAGUUGAGUUCUCUGUGACCGGUGACAGAAGCAUCCAUCUCUCUGGAUUCCUGGAGGAAUAUCGGGAGGAUUAUGAGCAAGAAGAAGAAGAUGAUGAUUCGUAUCCUUUUGUUGUUAUUAGUCGCCUGAAUAAAUUAUACUCUCUUGGUUUUCAUUACGACAAUAUAAGAGAUGGUAUCGAUAUCGGUGAUAGUGGCUCAGAAGAGUCGUCUGCCUAUGAUAGUGAAGAGGAGGAUCACAUGGAUGAACUUGAGGACUUCCUUGAUACCAAUCUUGAUAUAUAUCGCCGCCGUUCUUCUGUCCCAAACAGUGGAGUUGUAAUUGAGGAGAUAGAAGAUGAAGAGAAACCAGCCGAAGAAAAUAAGACAAAACGCCCCAAGAAGAAGGGUCAAGCUACCGAAGAUGAGAAUGCGAAGAAACAAAUCAUUGCCAAAGAGACUGCAAAUGUUCCAGUUCUGGAAAGCGAAGAUGAAGACGGUCUUCCUAUUUCGAAAGAAGCACGUGAACCUGAGAGCAAGACAGCUGAAAAGAUGGACUUAGAUGAUAAUCUUAGCAACAAAAAACGGAAGGCCAAUGCUUCUGUCCAAGAUGUUGUACAAGAAAGGACUGAAAGCUCUAAGACACCAGAUAGAUCUGCUGAGAAGAAAACUAAAAAGAAGAAAAACAACUCAAGUGAGGAAGCUACAGUGAAGAGUAAAGCCAUUACUAGUAGUGUUGAGAAGCCAAAGUCAGUUUCAAUUUCUGAGGGGAAACAAGUGAACACCAAGUCUUCUCAUGUGCGAACUUACCCGAAUGGGCUGAUUGUUGAAGAGUUAGACAUGGGCAAACCGAACGCAAAGAAGGCUUCUCCUGGAGAUCAGGUUAGUGUUCGUUACAUUGGAAAGCUUCAGAAGAAUGGGAAGAUUUUCGAUUCCAAUAUCGGAAAAGCACCUUUUAAGUUCCGUCUAGGUCUUGGACAAGUCAUCAAGGGUUGGGAUGUUGGUGUUAACGGCAUGCGUGUUGGUGACAAAAGAAAGCUUACAAUUCCGCCAUCAAUGGGGUAUGGUGAGCGUGGUGCUGGUGGCCAGAUUCCUCCUAACGCGUGGCUGGUGUUUGAUGUCGAACUGAUUGAUGUCAAGCCAACCCGCUCCUGA